This is a messenger RNA of Copidosoma floridanum, 1037 nucleotides long. RefSeq names its product arginase (gene arg). Lineage: Eukaryota; Metazoa; Arthropoda; Insecta; Hymenoptera; Encyrtidae. Gene Ontology annotation, molecular function: arginase activity; manganese ion binding. The record is from RefSeq and is a predicted model, not a curated record. Gene Ontology annotation, cellular component: cytosol; nucleus; cytoplasm.
AACUUUAGGUAACCAUGUUAGGACAAAGUGUUAAGCGAUUUUUUUCGAAAAUUGGGCUAAGAAACCAUGAAAAAGUGGGUAUUAUUGGAGUGCCAUUUAAUAAAGGACAAAAAAAGGGAGGAGUAGAAUUAGCUCCUGACGUCAUAAGAUCGGCAGGUCUCAUUCAAGAACUACAAUCUUUAGGACUAGAUGUUCACGAUUAUGGAAACGUACAGUAUCAAACUUCAAACGUUGAAGUGGACAAUAUGAUGCAUUUAAAUCACGUGGCUGGGUGUACACAAAAGUUGUCAGAAAUGGUUCAACGUAUUUUGUUGGAUGGUAGAAAUGUUUUAACCAUAGGAGGCGAUCACAGCAUUGGUAUUGGAUCUAUUGAUGGCCAUGUCAAAAUGAAGAAAAACGUUGCAAUAUUGUGGAUUGAUGCUCAUGCUGAUUUAAAUACAAACAAAACCAGUGAAAGUGGAAAUGUUCAUGGUAUGCCAGUUGCGUUAUUAACGUCCGAACUAGCUGACUACUGGCCUUAUUUGCCUGGGAUGGACUGGCAACAGCCAAUGCUUUCAAUUAGAAAUGUAGCCUACAUUGGUUUAAGAUCGGUUGAUCGUUAUGAAAGAUUGGUCAUAGAAAAAUUUGGUAUCACUGCUUUUGGUAUGGAAGAUGUUGAAAGAUAUGGAAUUCACGAUGUCAUACAUAUGGCUUUGACGAAAAUUGAUCCAGAUGGCAACAAAUCAUUGCACGUUAGUUUUGACAUUGAUUCACUGGAUCCACUUGAGGCUCCAAGCACGGGAACCCCAGUAAGGGGAGGUUUAUCUUUGAGAGAAGCUGUUCAUGCAAUGGAAGAACUACACAGAACUCGUAGAUUAAAUGCUGUUGACUUGGUAGAAGUUAACCCAAAAAUAGGAAACCAAAUGAGUGUGGAUUUAACAGUUUCUGCUGCCAUUCAUGUAAUACAAGCUGGUUUUGGAUACACUAGAAGAGGCUUAAAAGCCCCUGAAGGUGUCACAGAUAUGCCACUACAAGUUUUCAAAUAAUAUAAUGCUUUU